Messenger RNA from Strongylus vulgaris, 231 nucleotides. The record is from the annotation of a GenBank genome assembly. Lineage: Eukaryota; Metazoa; Nematoda; Chromadorea; Rhabditida; Strongylidae.
AUGUUCGAAGAGCCAGAGAUCCAAAGAAGACUGGAUAUAGUGUAUGUGGAUAUCACAGUGCUGCUAUCACGCUCAGAAGACUGCCAGCAAAAGUUGGAGUUCUUGAAAAAGGAGGUACGGAAUCCGGAAGACCCACGGAGAACCCAUGAAGAGUCGAUCAAGCUUUUUUACGAAACACAAACGGUGAUGACUAAGAGUCAACGCAACCUGGCUGUUGGAGAACCCCUCUGA